Molecule: messenger RNA, 505 nt
Organism: Paramuricea clavata
Lineage: Eukaryota; Metazoa; Cnidaria; Anthozoa; Malacalcyonacea; Plexauridae
Source: the annotation of a GenBank genome assembly
AGAUUUGUUGGCAUUUGUUUAUAUACCAAUAAUUGGAAAAGAACUGGAGGUGUUCAGAGAAACAAUAUGGAACUCGCAUAGAGUAAGGUGCCAGAAGGAUGCUCAGGUACCCAAGGGAAUACCAAAACAUUUAUAUGCAUUUCCUGAGCAAUAUGAAUCUGAACAAUGUGGUAUGUAUUGUAUGCAUUUGCUUCAAUCAAAACUGUUCAAUUGCUAGCUUGAUAUAUUCAUAUACCAUAUACGACAUUAAUUAUAUAAAUUCAGUUAUCUCUGAUUAACAGGUUUCAGUGUAAGCAAAGAAGCACUUGAUGAGGUAGCCAAUCUCUCUGAAGUCAUGAGUGUUGGGGAUGAUUAUUUAACUCAUGCUGUGAGAGAAGAAUGUGAAAGUAUUAUACCUGCAAUUAAUGAUGUAAAGCCAAAUGAUGCUGCAACAGCUUAUUUAUUUCUGAAGUCACAUUACAAGGAGCCAUCAGCCAGUUUAUCAGGAGUUGGUGAGAGCACCUGA